Molecule: messenger RNA, 2565 nt
Organism: Soboliphyme baturini
Lineage: Eukaryota; Metazoa; Nematoda; Enoplea; Dioctophymatida; Soboliphymatidae
Source: the annotation of a GenBank genome assembly
AUGAUUUGCUCGAUCGCUAACACGUUCAGCUUCCUCGUCUUCCUCAACUGCAUUAUUCACGGAUUCAGUACCGAGGAAAAUGACAUCAACAACGUUGACGAAAAGUGCUCCUUGAAGGUGGAUCCUGGCUAUUGUGAUGGUAACUAUCGACGUUGGUUCUACAACCCUUUCAAGGACGAUUGUCAGUCGUUCGCCUACGGCGGAUGCGGCGGCAAUGAGAACAACUUCUUCACUCGCGAGAUGUGCACGGAAAAGUGUCAGCCAUGGCUUUUGCCUAACCGUGACAAAGACCCGAAAUGCUUUGCCCCGCCGACCAAAGGUCCCUGUUAUGCUCGUUUCUAUCGGUGGUUCUACAACCCGGAGAUGAAAGAAUGCUUAGAAUUCAUUUACGGCGGAUGCCAUGGAAACAGCAACAACUACCUUACACAGGAGGCGUGCUUAACGGGCUGUGACAAAUCGUACAAUAAAACAUCUCGGGACAAGGUUUUCCCAGACUGCACUUCUAAGCCUGAUGCUGGUCCGUGCAAGUCGUUCAGACCUCACUGGUUUUACAACAGCUUAUCGCACACGUGUGAAGAGUUCCUCUACGGCGACUGCUUGGGCAACGGUAACAACUACAAAUCUGAAGAGCUGUGCAAGAAGAGCUGCCAAUCAGCGAAAGAAGCUAGCACUAAAGAUUUCGAUUGUGCUUCACCGCCGGAACCGGGACCCUGUAGAGGAUUGUUUCGUAAAUGGUUCUAUAACCCAACUACAAAAGGAUGUUCAGAAUUCAGCUACGGUGGCUGCGGUGGAAACAAGAACAACUUUGAAACACCAGAAAGUUGUCUAAACAGCUGUCAGCGCGAGAGCCAGUUUUAUAGCGAAAGCAAGAGAUCCCCUCUCGGAUGUUUCGAACCGCUGAAAAAGGGACACUGUCGAGGUCGCAUUCCACGUUACUACUACAACGGCACGUCAGAGAAAUGCGAGCUGUUUUUAUACGGCGGAUGUGGAGGAAACUCGAACAAUUAUGACACGUUCGACGACUGCUUGAAGAUGUGCAAGCCAGAAUGCGUUGGUCCGCCGGAGGUUGGCCGUUGCAAAGGAGCAAUUCCCCGAUUCUUUUAUAACGCGACCAAUAAAAUGUGCGAGAUGUUCCUUUUCGGCGGUUGUCAGGCUGGUUGGAACAACUACGAAACACCUGAGGCUUGUGAACUCAGUUGCAUCUCCGCAAAAAUGUACGACCAAAAGAUGCAGUGUUUCUUGCCACCGGAAAAAGGACCCUGCAGGGCGAGCAUCCCAAAAUGGUACUACGAUGGUAAAACUGAAAAGUGUUUAACGUUUAUAUACGGCGGUUGUGGCGGAAACGGCAAUAAUUUCGAAACCAUAAAGGAGUGCCAAGAGUGUGCCGAGUCAGUUCCAAAGACAACGCCUUUAAGUGUUUCAAGCGAACACUUCUCGAUCUCUAGCUGUCAGUUACCUGUCGAGCGCGGACCCUGUCGAGCAAACCUACUCAGAUGGUUCUUCAACGUCGCCAGUCAGCGAUGCGAAGUGUUCGCCUUUGGUGGGUGCGACGGCAAUGGCAAUAACUUCGAAGACAAGGAAAUCUGUGAAAGUCAUUGCAACGCUAAAGAAACAUACGACAAAAGGACCCAAUGUCUCUUAUCACCGGAAAUGGGCCCGUGUAGGGCUAACAUUCCAAAAUGGUACUACGACAGUCAAGUCGGCAAAUGCUUGAUCUUCGUGUAUGGCGGCUGUGAUGGAAACGGUAACAGGUUUGAAAACAGCGAGGAAUGCGAAAAACAAUGCUCAGAGUCCCCGUCGAAUACUACAGAAAAUCAUUUUUCGAUCUCCAACUGUCAUCUGCCGCCUGAUGCUGGACCAUGUCGAGCAAACAUUCUCAGGUGGUUCUUCAAUGUCGUUAGCCGAAGAUGCCAACCAUUUUUCUAUGGCGGAUGCAAAGGAAACGCCAAUAACUUCGACGACAAGGACACCUGUGAUAGCCACUGCAAUUUUAAAGGCACAGGUUCAUACAAACUGAGCUUGUUGAAGACUGCCGACUGCACUUCUGCCCCUGAAACCGGCACCUGUCGAGCUCUACUCGAAAGGUGGUACUACGACGGAAUAGCCGGCAAAUGCAAGCAGUUUAUAUACGGCGGGUGCGGAGGCAAUGCGAACAACUACGACAGUUUCAAAGAGUGCACUACUAAGUGUCCCGGUGAACGCCGUGACUUCGACGUUCAAACGAAGAAUGCCAACAUUUCUGCUUUCGCUUAUCAUGCGUGCAGCCAAGAACCUGAUCAGGGGCCGUGCAGAAGCAACUACACCCGUUGGUUCUACAACAGAACGACUAGCAUGUGCGAUUCAUUCAGCUACGGAGCAGAAAGCUACAAGUGCAGUUUGGACCCCGACAGCGGACCUUGCAGAGCUCAUAUGUCUCGCUGGUUCUACAACCGUACCUCAAAUGCGUGUGAAACAUUUGUGUUCGGUGGCUGUGGUGGGAACGAUAACAGAUAUACGGACGAGCAGUUCUGUUUGCACAACUGCGUGCAGAGUUCGCCGUGGCAAGAACAAAAAACAAACGGGUAA